Molecule: messenger RNA, 3900 nt
Organism: Helianthus annuus (common sunflower)
Lineage: Eukaryota; Viridiplantae; Streptophyta; Magnoliopsida; Asterales; Asteraceae
Exons: 8
Coding region: 1-3900 (1299 amino acids)
Biological process (GO): telomere maintenance; DNA repair
Molecular function (GO): DNA helicase activity
Source: RefSeq, a predicted model, not a curated record
AUGUCUCACAUUCGUAAAGGUUCAUCCGCAUCAAGUCCCGAUUUACGUAACAUAAAUGUUACUUCAGGAACUCCUUUGUCUGAUAUAUCUAACGUUGAUACAUGCAGCAACAUUGACAAACCUGAAGCUGUACAAAGAACAAAAGCUAGAAGAAUAUAUUCCAACAGUAAAAGAUUCAAUACAACCUCAUCGCAGACUCAAUCCACACUAAAUUAUUCAACUCAUAAUAAUAAAGAAAAUGUAACUUCAAGCACAUCUACCGUGUAUAACAGAUCAUUAGUUACGCCUGGGAUAAACAUCAAUUUUUCCUCUGGUAUAUCAUAUUCGGAAACUCAUAAUACGAAUCUUCCUUUUUCAACAAAUCCUUCACAUGAUAUUUCCAAUGACAAGGAUGAGGCUGCAAACAGAAGGAAGGCCAGACGUAUAUACUUGAAUAGCAAAAGAUUGAAUAAAAAUUCAACACAGACUCAAUCGUCACUAACUUCUUAUACGCCAAAUAAAGAGAAUAUUAGUCCGAACACUACUUUUACGUUGAAUAGAUCCUCUUUUAGCGUCCUCUCAAGUAUCAAUGUCUCUUCCGGUUCAUCUAAAUUCAAUUCAGGAAACAUUGCAUCUUCCAGUGGUAUCCCAAGAAACAUUACAAGCAACUCAGCAUCAGUCAUGAUACCUUCUUCAUCGUCUACAAUUCCACCAAAUACUGUUAUAGCAUCAGAUGAACCUUCACCAUUGAUAAGAAUGUCAUCAGGAAAGCGGAAAUUAGUAAGAAAACGACGAAACUUAACACCUAUACCUAUUAUUGAUUUGACAACAGAUGAUGAUAACGAGGUUGCUGAUAUCAUUGAUCAACAUUUAAAAGGUGUUUCAAAAGACUACUUGGAUCAUGGUGACCAGAUUAUCGUGUGUCGAACGUGUAGCGCAAAGCUAUGGAAAGCAGAGGCGGAUAGGGGAGAACAGAAGCGAAAUAAACCUAACUAUUUCCUUUGCUGUUCAUACGGCAAAGUUUUGUUACCUGAUUUUAAGCAGCCUCCUGAAAAUUUGAAAGAUCUAUAUGUUGGCGUCAGUGCGAAGAGCAAAUUCUUUUUAAAAAACAUUCGUCGUUAUAAUUCUAUGUUCUCAUUUACAUCUAUGGGAGGAAGGAUUGACAAAACUAUCAACCGUGGAAAUGCACCUUAUGUCUUUCGAUUAAGUGGUCAAAAUUAUCAUACUAUUGGGAGUCUAUUACCUGAUGAUGGAAAGGAGCCAAAAUUCAGCCAGUUGUAUAUAUACGACACAGAUAAUGAAAUAUUUAAUCGACAAAAUGCAGUUGGGGGCUCAAACACUUCUUUUACAAUAACUGAGUCAGCUUUUGAUGUUCAGAUCAUUGAGGAACUUACACUUAUGUUAGACACUAACAACGCUUUGGUUAAAAUUUAUCGACAAGCUAGAAAUUGUUUAAACGAAAACCCUUACAUCGACUUGAAGCUUUGUCUAAUUGGUAAAAGAUCCAAAGAUGGUAGGACAUAUAACCUUCCUGAAGCUUCUGAAGUUGCUGCAUUAGUUAUUGGAGAUCUGACUCAAGCUGUUGAGAAUCGUGAUAUAGUAGUGAAAACAAGAUCUGGUCGGAUUGAGCGCAUAAGUGAAUUACAUCCUUCUUAUCUUUCUCUACAAUACCCUCUUUUAUUUCCAUACGGAGAAGAUAUGUACAGGGUUGACAUUCUUCAUAGAGGUCUCAAUCCAGACACGAACAGCAAACGUCCAAUGUGUACUAUGCGUGAGUUCUUUGCUUAUAGACUACAAGAUCGUGUCGAUAAGUUUUCUUUGAUUCAUAAUGCAAAAAGACUUUUCCAACAAUUUGUUGUUGAUGCUUACACUAUGAUUGAGAGUGAAAGGUUGUUUUACAUACGGCGACAACAAACUCAUUUGAGGUCAGAAACUGUUCAGAAUAUUCAGAAUGCAAGUAAUGCUGGAAAAAAAGAUAUGUCAAAAAUUGGAACACGUAUCUUUAUUCCAUCUUCCUUCACUGGCGGUUCUCGAUAUAUGAUGCAAAAUUACUUAGAUGCAAUGUCUUUGUGCAAAUGGUUUGGGUAUCCAGAUUUUUUCAUCACUAUUACGUGUAAUCCAAAAUGGCCGGAGGUGCAAAGGUUUUUAAAAGAUACAACGAUAAGGCCUGAAGAUAGACCGGACAUUUUGUGUCGAAUUUUCAAGAUAAAACUAGAUUCCAUAACAAAAGAAUUGAAAGAAGGCAAGUUGCUCGGUAGAGUUAAUUCUGUUGUCUAUACUGUUGAGUUUCAAAAACGCGGACUUCCUCAUGCACACAUAUGUGUAUUCAUGCAUUCUGACAGCAAGAUUCUAUCUGUUGACCAACUAGAUCCAAUCAUUUCUGCCGAAAUUCCAGACAUAGCCGAGGAUCCAGAGUUAUAUAAACUUGUGGCAGACUACAUGAUUCAUGGUCCGUGUGGUCCUCUCAAUAUGAAUUGUCCUUGCAUGAUCGAUCGUAAGUGUUCCAAGAAGUUUCCUAAGAAAUUUGUUAAUGAAACAUGUUUGGAUAAAAAAGGUUUUCCAGUUUAUCGUCGAAGGGAUUCUGGCCUAUCUGUUGUUAAAUCACGUGUGAACGUAGACAAUAGAUAUGUGGUUCCAUAUAGUAAAGUUUUGUUAAAAAGAUACCAGGCGCAUAUUAACGUUGAAUGGUGCAAUCAAGUUGGUUCUAUCAAAUAUUUGUUCAAGUACAUUAACAAAGGCCCAGAUAGAACUACUCUUAGAGUUGUUGAAAGUGGAAAUCAGGAUGAGCAGGAACCUGUAGUCGAUGAGAUAGAAAAGUAUUACGAUUGCCGGUAUAUUUCUGCAUGCGAAUCUGUUUGGAGGAUCUUUUCAUAUGAUAUUCAUUAUCGAUAUCCCGCAGUUAUUCGAUUGCCGUUCCAUUUACCUGGUCAGCAAAACGUAGUAUAUGGCGCAGACGAUGACAUUGACGAGGUUCUUAACAAACCAUCUGUUGCUUCUACUAUGUUCUUAUCUUGGAUGAAGUGUAAUGAAAAAUUACCUGAGGCACGUAAUCUUACUUAUGUUGAGUUUCCAUCAAAGUAUGUUUUUAAAUUAAGAACUCGCAGUUGGGAUAUAAGGAAACGACAUCCGUCAAUCGGUAGGAUUCAUUCGGUGUUUCCUUCAGCUGGUGAAGCAUACUACCUCAGAAUAUUAUUGAACAAAGUAAAGGGACCAAAAUCUUUUGAAGAUAUUCGUACUGUAAAUGGUAAUUUGUAUCCAACUUUCAGGGACGCAUGCUAUGCGCUAGGGCUUUUGGACGAUGAUAACGAGUACAUUGAAGCUAUCAAAGAAGCUAAUUUGUAUGGAAGUGCUACUUAUCUACGGACGUUAUUUGGAACAAUGCUGAUGUCUGGUAGUUUGUCUAGACCUGAUUUUGUAUGGGAGAAAACAUGGACGUAUUUAUCGGAUGACAUUUUAUAUAGACAAGAAAAACAUUUGAAUGUUGAUGGUUUAAAUUAUUCUGACGAAGAAAUAAAGAAUUUGGCGUUGUUAGAGAUUGAGAAGUUCUUACUUCGUAAUAAUUCAUCUCUGAGGAACUAUUCAAAUAUGCCUUAUCCUGAUGAUGAGUCUAUUUCUUCGUCUAACAAUCGAUUGAUCAACGAGGAGUUAUCUUAUUUCCAAAAUACCAUGGAAGAUGAGUUGAAUAAUAUGUUACUACUUUUAACAGAUGAGCAACGUAAUGUUUUUGAUCAGAUUAUGGAAUCUGUUAGAACAAACAAAGGUGGUGUCUUUUUUGUUUACGGAUAUGGUGGCACCGGUAAGACCUUUCUUUGGAAGACAUUGUCGGCAGCAAUUCGAAGUAAGUCUGAAAUUGUUUUAAAUGUUGCUUCAAGCGGUAUAGCUUCUUUGCUACUUUCUGGAGGUCGAAUAGCCCAUUCUUGA